GGCAACGAGAAUCUCUUUUGUUGCUUACCUCAGACCCACUUCCAUAUUUUUUCCUGUGUAUUCAGUUAAGUAUUUGUCGAAAUCACUGAUGACCUCCAACAUAAAUCAUACGAAUGAACAACUUCCUUGUACAGAAAAUCACUCGGAGUUAAAAGAAGUUUUGAAACCGUGCGGUAAACUUCCGCCGACAAACGACAUAAAAUUGGAUCGAUCUUACUUUAAACGUAAAGUCCCAAUGAUAUUCGUCGGUAUUCAAUGUGAUAAACAUGUCAAGACGUCUUUAGAGAAGUUGAAACCAUUUUUCUGUCCUUUUAUCCGACUACCUAAAAUAUCUAAAACUUAGUAAGUUUCCUAGUAUAAUGUUUAGAUUGUUAUCGUCAACACAACUCAUUUCAUAUUUAUACUGAAUUGUUUAAUUCUUAGAAAGUAUCUGCUUGAUUAGAAAUUCAUCUCUCUUUGGUUGUUUAAUUCCAAACUCCUCAGGCGUAUAUGUGGAUUUUGACAUUAACCAAUGCAAUGUUUUUAAUGCCGAGAUUCAAAUGGAUCGUUGCGUAAAUUGAUGCUGGUUCAAAUGCCUGAACCUGAUAAAAUCUUACAGUUUAUAACUGAUUUAAAUCAGUGGAACGUUGAUUUACCUAAAGAUUACGCAAAUCUUCAACCAGUCGAUUUAUCUGUACCGAAAUUGCCCGAAUGUCUAAACGAUUUGAAAGCUGAAAAUUCAUUGAACGAUGAAGCAUUUAAAAAAGUUAGUGUUGUAGAAGAAGAGAUAAAUAUGUUGGAAAAUAUUGUCACCUCACCAUGUCUCGUGAAUAUGUCGAUCGGUUAUGAAAAUUUCACAUUCGAACAAGUUAUCAAGGAAUUGUUGCCUGAUUUCAUCUUGCCUAUUACUGGGUUUACUAUAAUUGGUCACGUUAUACAAUUUAAUCUCAAAACUGAAGCGUUACCCUACCGUCAUAUUAUUGGUCAGGUUGCUCUUGAUAAAAUACCAAAUAUUCGCACAGUUAUUCAUAAAGCUGCGAAUAUUGAAUCGGCUUAUCGUACUUUUGAAAUGGAAUUACUUGCUGGUGCUCCUGAUUACAUAACAUCAAUGCGUGAAAACAGUGUAACGUUGCACUUGGAUAUUAGUAAAGUUUACUGUAAUCCGCGUUUGGGUACUGAACAUACACGAGUCGUUAACAGUUUGCGUCCACCUCUUCCAAUUAAUGAUCCAUUUCUUACACCGCGACCUAUUCCUGGAGAUCGUGUAGUUGUUUAUGAUGUAUUUGCUGGCAUUGGACCUUUCUCUAUUCCAGCUGGUCGAGCAGGAUGUCAUGUGUUGGCGAAUGAUCUCAAUCCUGAUUCGUUUAUUUGGCUUAAAAAAAACGUUGCCCAAAACUCAUCGCGUAAACGCCCUUUGAAAAAUAUUGUCUGCUACAAUAUGGAUGGACGUGAAUUUAUUCGUGAAAUUCUUCUUCCGCACUACAGAAAAUAUGGGAAUUCUGACACAACUGAAUCAGCUGAUUGUGAUUCUAUUUCACUAUCAAUUGAUCGUUUUGUAGUUAUUAUGAAUCUUCCUCAAUUGGCUAUAGAUUUUUUAGAUGCAUUUGUACCACCAUUGAAUUGUAUAAAAUCAUCAAAUAUCAUUACUGAUAAUAGUGUAACUCCCAAUCCAAAUGAUUCAUCUGUUAUACGUCAAAAAUUUAUUAAACCUUUAUAUAUUUAUUGUUAUUGUUUUAUGAGACGUAAUAUUGAAUCGGAACAAACUAUUAAAAUACGUUUAGCUAAAGCUUUAAAUACAAAUAUGACUGAUUUAUUUCAAUUUAUUAAUUCAACAACAAAUGAUGAAACAGUUGUUAAUAUGAACAAUGAACAAAUUAAUGAUAAAUGUUUCAUAAGAAAUUGGCAUUAUCGUUUUGUACGAAAUGUUGCUCCAUAUAAAGAUAUGUAUUGUGCUGAAUUUGAAUUAUAUUUACCAAAACUAUGGUUAUUUUAUGAUUAUUCAAGUCCAACAGUAAAACGUUCUCGAACUACUGAAAAUGAACUAAUUGAAUAAAUAAAUAAAAAUAUUGAAAUAAUAAUAAAAGGUAAAACAAAAAAGGAGUGAAUGAAUAAUUUACUAGUUUUGAUCAAUUGUAAAUAAUAUUUCUAAAUAUUAUUAAAUAUUUUCUUUAAAGUUAAAAAAAGAAGAUUGAAAUAUAAAUAAAAUUUAUUUAGAUA
Schistosoma bovis is the source of this 2196-nucleotide messenger RNA. The record is from the annotation of a GenBank genome assembly. Lineage: Eukaryota; Metazoa; Platyhelminthes; Trematoda; Strigeidida; Schistosomatidae.